AUGGCUGCAACUCAAACCAUCACAGUCCCCCAUCUAGGCGGUAUCAAGGCCGGAUAUGCCUUCGCAAAGGACCAAUAUGAUCCCUCCAAGCCGACAUGCGUACUCAUCAAUUCGAUGUGCAUGACUGUGUCUCUCUACCAUGAUCAGUUUAACAACCAGGCCCUAAAUGAUGCAAUGAAUCUCCUAGCCAUUGAACCUUUAGGCCAUGGCUCAACCAGCUCCCCCUCCGAGCAUUUCACAUACUGGGAUUCAGCCCAUAUGGCCUUGCAGGUCAUGGACCACUUUGGAAUUCGGAAAGCGUUUGCUCUUGGCACGAGUCAGGGAGGGUGGAUAGUAACUAGGAUGGCCCUACUAGCCCCAGACAGGAUUCUCGGUCUCAUGCCCCUGGGAACCUCCAUGGAUUAUGAGUCCCUGGAUUCCCGGUCCAAGGGCUGUUGGGAUCCCGCUACCAAUCUCAUGGCAUUUUAUGAGAAGUGGACGAGCCCUUCACCCACGCCUGACUUUGUUGUGGAUGAUGUCUGGUGUGGAUUGGUCGGGGGGAUUGGUUUUGGUGCUUCUGCGACCACCGAGAAAUCUGCUUUCUGGACCCAGACCUUGAAGGAAGUAUACAAGGGCGACGAGGGCCGAAAGAAGGUUCGAAUGGCGCUCAACUGCCUACUAGAGAGAGAUGGGCUCCUGCUCCGAAUUGGGGAUAUCAAAUGUCCUGUUCAUUGGCUACAGGGAACCGAGGAUGUUCCUUUUGGAACGAUCGUCCCUGCAGAGCAUGUUAAACGAUUCACUUCCUCUGCGGAUGCUAAACUUCAGAUGAUUGAAGGGGGUGCACAUUAUUUGAAUGCAACCAACUCAAAAGAGGUGAAUGACGCCCUUCUGGAGAUGGUGACAAGGUACAGUCACUCCAAUACUCUGUAG
Molecule: messenger RNA, 909 nt
Organism: Penicillium macrosclerotiorum
Lineage: Eukaryota; Fungi; Ascomycota; Eurotiomycetes; Eurotiales; Aspergillaceae
Product: alpha/beta fold hydrolase
Exons: 3
Coding region: 1-909 (302 amino acids)
Source: RefSeq, a predicted model, not a curated record